AUGGGAAGAGGCUUUAAAGAUUACAAAGUCAUCAUUUACGAGUUUCCAUCAAAACAACAUGAAACUUGCAUUGGCGCAAUUACUUCAGAAAUAGUUGCAAAAUGCAUUCCUGUUAAAGGAACAAAUGCCAGAAUAAUAAACCUAGGAGAAACUCGAACUCGUGCUGAUGAUUUCAGAAAAGAGGCAGAUGCUUCAUUUCGUUUAAAGAAACCACGAAUACAAGCACCAACCGGAAGUGAUGGAGAGGAUUAUAGUCGUGCACAAGAUGCGAUAGUUUUUAAAAUUGAUCCAAUUUCUGAGGAUGUAAAGACAGAAGAACAAGAGGAACAGAUCUUCCAUAUCGAACUCACAUAA
Diversispora eburnea is the source of this 354-nucleotide messenger RNA. Lineage: Eukaryota; Fungi; Glomeromycota; Glomeromycetes; Diversisporales; Diversisporaceae. The record is from the annotation of a GenBank genome assembly.